Messenger RNA from Fusarium venenatum, 3081 nucleotides. Its product is annotated as RNA polymerase I-specific transcription initiation factor RRN6-like protein. Lineage: Eukaryota; Fungi; Ascomycota; Sordariomycetes; Hypocreales; Nectriaceae. The record is from RefSeq and is a predicted model, not a curated record. Gene Ontology annotation, cellular component: RNA polymerase I core factor complex. Gene Ontology annotation, molecular function: RNA polymerase I general transcription initiation factor binding; RNA polymerase I transcription regulatory region sequence-specific DNA binding. Gene Ontology annotation, biological process: nucleolar large rRNA transcription by RNA polymerase I.
AUGGCUGAGACAAGACGACUCACGGACCUGAUUCACGGUCACGUAGGAAGUCUUACUUAUUUACCUCCAGAAAAGGCAACAACUCAAGUUGGUACUUUUCAUACCAGUCGCAUUACAGCUGAAGCACCGCACUUUAAAGUCAUUGGGUCUUCAGCACAGCUGUAUCCGCCUUCAAAGUCUCCAUCUCCAGAAGUCUCUUCCAAUCUUUGGCAGGAACGGAGAAUUCAGAAACGGUGGCUUCUUCAGGCUCAUCCCGAAGCCUUCAUGGGCAAUUCAGCCGUCUCUACGUUACUGGAAGAGAACAUGAACCGCUACUCUAGGGUCGAGGGGGAAAUCAGCGAUCGACCCCUGCUUUCCAUCGGCCAGAUGACGAAUGUGUCUGAUCAGUGGAGAGUUGCAGGAUCACCGAUGCUCGCAGCUGCUACAGGAGAAUCGGGAGAACUACUAAGACUGUCCCGAGUUGAUCAAUCAAAGUGGCAAUGGGGUGCUGACAAGCACACGACACUUCAGCCCUCUGUGAUUGACCCCGAUGAUCCCGAGGAAGAGGCCAUUUGGGCCAGUGAUGGCCUGCCGAUUUCUCAAGUCAAAUUUGCAACCAGCAUGUCGCGAUACGAUGCCAUCCGCUGGCUCGUUGUUCAGAAGCAGACCUCGACCACUAUCCUUAACCCGGAGUAUCACAAAAUCCCAGUGGCCCAGUCAUCAACCGCCGACCCCAACAUUCAGCAUCCUCGACUAUCACGAAUUGAUCCCAACCCAAUCAUGACCAUCUCACAUAAGAUGACCGGUGGUAAUGCGCAGAUGGAUGUUGCUUUCAAUCCGAAUUCAAAAGGUCAAUCACCUCAGAUAGCCAUCAUCGACGAGUGCGGAUAUUGGUCCAUAUGGGACACCCUAGGAGGCAGGCCAAGAACACAACUAUCGUCUUGUAAGUUCGGACAUAUUUCAGAUGGGCUGUUGGACAAAAUUCCCUCCAUGACAGAGCAUAAAGCAGAAAAACACGGGAUCCUUUUUGUCGGUGCUACCGAAGUGGACAGUUUCUGGGAGGAUGAAUCGCAGAAUGCCGACGAGUUUGAAGAGUCGGCAAAGCGGUCAAGUCAUUUGUUGAUAUGGAACAGAGAAAAGUACGAAGUGAUCGAUCUUGAAUCGCACAUAGCUCUACCACAGCUAUCACUUUUAGCUCGUCCAAAGUCCAAACCUGACGCUAUUCUUGAUAUCAGAAUCAGCCCCGCGAACCAAAAUCACAUCUUCGUCUUGACUAUGCGGACCCUUUACUGGAUUGACUUGUUUGCGACGAGAAGAGAAGAGGAUUCACCAUCGAAAAAACCGACCAUCUUGAUUUCUUGCCCCCGACUGCUGGACAGGGAGGCGCUGCGUAUGACGACCUGCCUCACUACCGAAGGCAAACAACAGGCCGUUAUGGUGUUUGUCUUUUCUCCGACCCACAGACAACUUGAAACAUAUUGGUUUGGGCAUUCAAAGCAAAAUGGCCUUCCAUACUGGCAUCGCGAUGUUUUAAGUCUACCUAAUGAGGGCAAUGCUGUUCAAGGGGAUAUACAGUCACUAGAGAUCCGCCCAGCCAAGCUCAGUCAAGAUGGAAAGCCCUCAUCUGGUCCAGGGGCUGAUUAUUAUCGUGGAGGAGUUCAGUUCUACCAAGGGAGCAUCUUGAGCAAGGAUCUGGGUGUACAAUAUUGUAUUUGUGUUUCGGUCAAGGACCGCAAAAUGCAAAUUACGCUACCCACUGGACGUCUAGUGCGGUCCAAGACAGACCAAGCACAGCGAUGGAGGAAAAAACGCAAGCAAUUUCUUCGACAUAUGGGCAACGCGUUUGUACUUCCAGAUGGCAUGACUGACAAUAUCAAUGAGGUCGUAAAGCGUCACAGUAGAUCCAACGAAACAGACACCAUGAAGAAUGGGGCAUCUGUAGUCUUGGGGCCUGUACACCUCAAACUGGAUUUCAUGUGCCAACAUCUCCAGCGAACUCUUAUUGCUAUCUCCGAGAGCGUGCACGACAUUCCCCCGGCCCUUCUUUAUGCUAUUCAGGAGAACAUUGCAGAGGGCACGGCGGAAGGACGGCUCUCUCUGAAGACUUGGAAAGAGAUUGGCAGCCAAACGGGGUCCAUGGAUCUUUCCAGUUACAACAAAGCAGAGCUCCCGGACAUACUGGACUUGUUCUUGGGCGAUGAUGGGCAAACAGUGGUAACACAGCUAGGAAGACAAACUUCGGAGGAGUGGAUCCGAGAACUUGUCAGUUUGUCACAUCUCAACCAAACGUAUGUCGAUCUCUGGCUUGACCCUAUAGAAGGGAGGUUAUCUGAAAAAGAAGAGGAAAUGAGGAGAGGUUGGGUAGCAGAUUUGGCCAAGGACAUGUUUCUAGCAACAGCUGGUGUCAUGGUUCAAGAUAUGCCUCUUCUAGGGACAGCAAGCCAAGGGGGGGACGAGCGACCACAGCCUACAUCGAGUGCGAUACGGAUCAGGUCAUCCCAAACAUUGGAUGGUGAUAUCCCUUCUUCGCCUCCCAGCACGACAUCGAAUAUCACCAGCGAUGCAGCAAUCAGGCGAUUGCAGCUUCUCGCGCCCUCGUUACAGUUGGACAAGAUGGAAACUGCCAAACAGUCAAGUGUUUUGUCACGCUGGCCAACCGAGCGUGGUGUCACCACAGAUGACUACAUUUCUAGCGUUGCUAUUGCCAGCGAUAGAAAGUUUGAGGAUGCAAGGUUACGACUGCAGAGGAUCGAAAACAAGCGAAAGGCACACGCAGAAAAGUACAGACUGCCGCCAACUAUGCGACAAGGCGGUGAAUCCACACCCAAAGCCAAGAAGUCGUCGCAAAUCAGGACAGGAGGACUCGGUGCACCACCACGAUCUUCUCAAAUGCGUCCCCAAAGAGAAGAUCCUGCAGAGCUGCCGCCUAUGCCAGCUCCACCAACGCCUGCGCAGUUUAUGUCGAGCCAGCAGAGAAUGCCCAGCUCAUCUCAGAGCCAAGGCAUGUUUGGGCCUGCAAUUGCCAUGAGCCAGCCGGUAUCAGGUAUUUUUGGGGAUAGGAAGAAGGCCAAAAAGCCUAAGAGGAAGAGCGGAUUUAGAUAG